Messenger RNA from Cylindrotheca closterium, 1677 nucleotides. The record is from the annotation of a GenBank genome assembly. NCBI's taxonomy places the organism in Eukaryota, Bacillariophyta, Bacillariophyceae, Bacillariales, Bacillariaceae.
AUGAAGUAUCUUCAACCGUGCAUGCUUGCCUUCUUAGCGGCAUCUGCACAAGGGUUCACCAAUCCUUCAAGUUCCGUAAUUUCUGCCAGCUCUUCAUUGAAUAGCAACGUAUAUGGAUUGCCUGCUCGACGUGCAACGUCUGUGGCAAUGGAGACUUCAUCGGCCGACUUGCAGCAAUUUAAUGUCGUCCUAGAUAAAUUAGCAGAGCAGUGCAGUGACACAAAGAAGCCUGUAAUUUCAAAGGCCGCGGAAUGUGAAGAAAUCUGGAAGACUCAAAUCAUAGAAAAUGGAGAAGUUCUCCCCGACACAAUCAGUUUCAAUACAGUGCUAAAGGCCUGGAAUAGAUGCUGCAGCACACUUUCGGAAUGUCAACGAUUGAAACUCACAGUUCCGACCGAUUUCAAAUGUUCUGUGAAUGUUUUCACUCCAUUAGAUGCGGCCAGGCACGCCACCUCUCUUUUGCUGGAACAAAAGGAUCCGCCCGUUGACCUAGCCUCCUACAACAUUAUUAUUGACACGUGGGCAAAAAGCAGAGCACCUGAAGCACCAGAAGCAGCUGAGAGAGUGCUGAAGCUGAUGCUCGACAAUGACAACGUGGAAGCAGACACUUUUUCAUAUAACGGAGUCCUUGAUGCUUGGGCGAAUAGUGGUAGAGAAGAUGGGAUCGACAAGAUAGUCCAAAUAUAUCACCAUAUGGAGGGACUCCAAAAGCAAGGAAAGGACAUCCAACCGACAAUCCGAACCGUAAACGCUAUCUUAAAUGCUUAUGCAAAAGUAGUCUCAUCCUACUCCAGAGUCAGCCAUGCUCAAAAUAGGCGGACCGACAAGAUUGAGGACUAUUCAGAAGCAGCAUUUGAUCUGUUCGACAAGACAAAGAAGAAGGCUGAUGAGAUAGGAGAUUCCGCUUGGUUGCCAGAUGUAAUGACAUACACAAUUCUCAUGGAUAUUUGCUCCAAAUGUGGUACAUACAAAGCAACCCAGAAGGCGGAGGAGUUACUGAAGGAGCUAAAGGAGAAAUUCGCAAAGACCAAACAAAACAAUCUGAAGCCAAACUUUCGAACGUAUACAGCACUCUUGACAGCCUGGUCUCGAACCCGCUCUGAUGAGUCACCUACAAGAGUCGAAGAGCUUCUUGAUGAGAUGAAAUCAAACCCCGCGGCACAGCCAAAUGCACGAACUUAUACAUCUGCGAUUCAGUGUUGGGGAAAAUCUCAAGAUAGCCAAAAAGCAAAACGGGUUUUGAAGCUACUGCUUGAUAUGAAAAACAGCCAAAAGAGUGAUGCACGACCGACAAUAAUGACAUACAAUGCAGCUAUUGACGCUUGUGCCAAGUGUGUGGGGUCGAGAGAAGAGCAAACAGAAGCCUUGAAGAUAUCCUUUGCGAUUCUCAAGUCCGCGGAGGCUGACGAUGCCGUGGAAGUAAACUCUAUGACUUACUCAAUGGUAUUGCACGCUGUUACCAAGCUAUUACCCGCAGGCCCUGAAUGCAGUCAAGUGGCAUCCGCGUUGUUCGAAAAGGCCAAGAAAAAUGGUUUUGUUGAUCAAUCUGUGAUGCGCAAUGUUCGAUCUUGUGUGGGGCCACAAAAAAUGGAGACAAUUUGCGAGGGGUAUGCCACUUCGAGUGGGCAUUACGACUUUGAUAGCUUUCCUAAUUCAUGGAAGAGAAACACAAGGUAG